AUGGCGCCCCUUCGUCAUCUGAUGCUCUUCGGCCUCCUCGCCCUGAUGGCAGGAUGCUGCUCGGCGCACAACUCGCUGUAUCAGGACGUUCCUCUCCAGGACGACCCUGGCCUCCUCCCUAUUGGAAGCCAGAUCCCUGUCAACUGCCUGGCAUUCAGGAAUGGGGCAGCGGCAGCAGCUGCAACCGCCGCAGGCCGCAAGCUGCUAGGCUCUUCUUCUGGUGACCGCCGCAGCAGCAGCAGCAGCAGCAGCAGCAGCAGCAGCAGCAGCAGCAGCAGCAGCAGCAGCAGCAGCAGCAGCUUCGCAAGCAACGGCAUCUCUAACGGAAACAACGAACAGGCAGCUGCCGCCGCAGCCGCCGCGGCCGCGGCCCGGGGCGGUACCGGCGAGGCAGCCGCAGCCGCAGCCGCCGCUGCCGGUGGCCCCAACAGCCGCGCAGCAGCAGCAGCCGCCGCCGCCGCCGCAGCAGGCCAGAAUGGAGCGGCCACAGCCGCCGCAGCCGCCGCCGCAGCAGGCCAGAAUGAUGGAGCGGCAGCAGCCGCUGCAGCAGCCGCCGCAGGAAACACCGGCAAUGGCGGGCGCAAGCUUUUGACCUCAUCCUUCGGUGGCCAGACUCCCCAACAAGUUGUCGACUCAUUCGUCAAUGACCACAUCCCCAACACUGGCUUCACAAACAGCGGCUUCACCAAAGACGGCAUCAUGACCGGCAACACUGAGCAGGCGGCAGCAGCCGCAGCCGCCGCAGCCGCGGCAAAUGGCGCGACCGGUGCCGCAGCCGCAGCCGCAGCCGCCGCUGCCGGUGGCCCCAACAGCCGCGCGGCAGCCGCCGCGGCAGCCGCCGCCGCUGCAGGUGGAAACGGAGCGGCCGCUGCCACCGCAGCUGCCGCAGCUGCCGCCAUCAGCUCUGGCGGAAAUGGUGCGGCCGCAGCCGCCGCUGCAGCCGCCGCCGGUGGCAAGUAG
Molecule: messenger RNA, 960 nt
Organism: Coccomyxa subellipsoidea C-169
Lineage: Eukaryota; Viridiplantae; Chlorophyta; Trebouxiophyceae; Coccomyxaceae
Exons: 8
Coding region: 1-960 (319 amino acids)
Source: RefSeq, a predicted model, not a curated record